Messenger RNA from Anisakis simplex (herring worm), 321 nucleotides. Lineage: Eukaryota; Metazoa; Nematoda; Chromadorea; Rhabditida; Anisakidae. The record is from the annotation of a GenBank genome assembly.
ACAUCCUAUUUGAAAGCGAUUGAUAUUUGGAAUUUGUUGAUACUAACGUUUGCGUUCAUCGCGAUACUUCACUCGGCCAUCGUCACCAGUUCGGCUUUGAAGGAGCACGACGUGGUGAGGAGUCGAACAUACUACAAUGAUGAAAUGGAUGAGAAAACACGCUGGUUAAGUGAGACCCCGUAUUAUGCCCAACUGCCCGAAGAACAACCGAAAACAAUCGCGAAAAUUUGUGAUUACGUCUUUCGGAUAUUGUUUCCGGUGGCCUUUCUGGCCGCAUCGACCGUUUAUUUCUUACAGUUUCUUAAGCCGUAUUUGAAAUGA